This is a messenger RNA of Microtus oregoni (creeping vole), 1038 nucleotides long. Its product is annotated as putative HLA class I histocompatibility antigen, alpha chain H. The transcript has 5 exons. Gene Ontology annotation, cellular component: external side of plasma membrane. Lineage: Eukaryota; Metazoa; Chordata; Mammalia; Rodentia; Cricetidae. The record is from RefSeq and is a predicted model, not a curated record. Gene Ontology annotation, molecular function: peptide antigen binding; signaling receptor binding. Bases 1 to 1038 code for a protein of 345 amino acids. Gene Ontology annotation, biological process: antigen processing and presentation of endogenous peptide antigen via MHC class I via ER pathway, TAP-independent; immune response; antigen processing and presentation of endogenous peptide antigen via MHC class Ib.
AUGGGUGCUGUGGAGCUGCAUCCCACCCUCCUGCUGCUCUCAGUACUCCUGGCUCUGACCCAGCCCAAGACCCUGAGUGGCGCUGGCACACACUCCUUGCGGUAUAUGGUAACCACGACCGCGUCUCCAACGGGUCUCCAAGAUCUCCAAGUCUUCAUUGUUGCCUAUGUGGACGACACGCAAAUCCUGCGCUUCCAUAGUAACACGAAAACUACGAUGGAGCCGCUCGUGCCAUGGGCUAAACAGAUGGGGCAGGAUUAUUGGGAGUGGGAGAGACAAGAUCUGGAGGAUUAUUCACAGACGGCCCGAAGAAACCUGCGAUUUGCAAUCCGAAUCUAUAACCAGAGCGAUGACGGCUCUCAUACCUUCCAGUGUUUCAUUGGUUGCGAAGCGGGGCCAGACCGACUCUUGCUACGUGGGCACUAUAGACAUGCCUUUGAUGGCCGUGAUUACAUCAGCCUGAAUGAGGACCUGAGAACUUGGACUGCUGCAGACAGGACAGCUCAGAUCACCCAGCAAGAGUGGGAGGCAAAACUUUUAGCAGAGUCCUGGAGGAUAUACUUGGAGACUCCCUGUGUUGCCUGGCUGCACCGACAUCUGGAGAUGGGGAAGGGGAUUCUGCAGCGCUUAGACCCUCCAAAGGCACGUGUAACCCAUCACCCUAGACCUGAAGGUGAUAUCACCUUGAGGUGCUGGGCUCUUGAAUUCUACCGAGCUGAAAUAACCCUGACCUGGCAGAGGGAUGGGGAAGACCAGACCCAGGACAUGGAACUGGUGGAAACCAGGCCUGCAGGAGAUGGAACCUUCCAGAAGUGGGCAGCUGUGGUGGUGCCUUCUGGGGAGGAGCAGAGAUACACAUGCCAUGUGCAACAUGAGGGGCUGCCUGAGCCUCUCACCCUGAGAUGGGAGACAUCUCCUCAGCCCAUAAAUGGAGUGAUAGUUGGUGUGGUUCUCCUUGGAGUUGUGGUCCCUGCAGCUGUGGCUGCCAUUGCGAUGCUGAGGAAGAAAAUCACAGGUAGGGAGGGGAUUGGUGUCUGA